AUGGAGAAUAAUAUUUAUGAUUAUAUAAGUUCAUUCCCUGAAUGCAAAAAGGAGUUAAAAGUUCAAAAAGCUAAAGUAGAUACAAGUUAUACAAAUGAAUGUGAAAAAAUUAUGAAAAUAUAUUUUCCUGAUGAUAGUUCGAAUAAUAAUAUUAUUUGCACCACAUCUAUGUCAUAUAUAGAUAAUUUAUCCCGUUUUAAUAUUGAUAUACCUAAAAAUAUCCUUUGUUCAUACUUGUAUUAUUGGAUAUAUCAUGAACUUUUGAAAAAAGGUAAAAGUUGUGAUACAAAAAAUCUUUACAAAAAAUUUAUGAGUAUUUAUAAUUAUGGGGGCAUACAUAACCCAUGUCAAUACUAUGCGGACAAUAUUACUUCCAAUGAUAAUUUUGAAAAAGUCAAAUAUUUAUAUGAAACAUCACUAUGUCUUAACACAAUAGAACAUGAUGAAGAAGAAACUGUAGACAAUCCUUUUUGUAAGGCAUUAAAAGAUAUUAUUAAUAAUUAUAAUGAUGCAAAUAUGUCUAAAUUAUGUAAAUGUGAUAAACAAGAAAUGUCAUCCUCUAUACAAACUAAUACAAAGGAUAUUAUUAUAAUUUCAAUUCUUGUUACAUUAGUAAUAUUGCUGUUGUUAUUUUAUGUCCUUAAGGUUAGUUAUGAUAUUAUUCCAAUAUAUUUUUACUGA
Molecule: messenger RNA, 681 nt
Organism: Plasmodium gonderi
Lineage: Eukaryota; Apicomplexa; Aconoidasida; Haemosporida; Plasmodiidae
Product: variable surface protein
Exons: 2
Coding region: 1-681 (226 amino acids)
Source: RefSeq, a predicted model, not a curated record